AUAACAAACUCGUGAAAUUGGCUCGGUAUUCUUCGCAUAGGCACCCGUUUUUCGCUCGGCACUAAAAGGGUUAAGAUAUUCGAGGCUUAUAGAGACUUUCAAGAGUUCUUAGCUUCAAAUCGUACUGGAAUUUUACGCCAUACGUUAUCGAGAAUACAUGUUAGGGCAACAAAAUUGUAACGUAGACGUCAGAAGUCUUCCUAUAUUCGCGUUCCAUUACGUCGUAUAAUUUUUCAAUAUUCAAUAUAAGGACGACAGUCUUAUAUGACGUGUUAUUUAAUAUUCCAUGGAGCUUUUUCUAUGAAAAGUGCAUUGUUUGGUCUUCUCUGGCACGUUUUGACAACGUCUGUCAUUAUUCUGCAGCUUCCAACGGUUUCAACUUUACGAAAACCCUAUUCUCUCUCGAUAAAAUGAAACUUUAUAUUCGGUCGAAUAAAAGUCUCCGUACGCCGUGACUAUCGAUCAGUGAACACUGAAUAAACGUGAAAAGAAAAUUUAGGUAUACAGAGUUAGGUUUAGGAAGCGGAAAAAGAUUAUAACAAGAGUCGGUAUACAUGAUCUCAAGUGGGGUGAAUCACUACGAUGGCUUCUUUUAACACAUGUACAAUUAAGGCAUGAAAUACUCUUAUCUGUCAUUCUUCGAAGUUUUGUUAUCUCUGCUAUUAUUGAAUAGCUCAUCGAGUAGGCUUGCGAUAUGAUUAUAGUUGUGAUCGAUGUUAAAAUAUUUUUUUUGAAAAUUGAUAGACACUGGGCACAUACAGGGCGUCCAUUCUGUUUUGUGCCAUUAAUAUUACGCGUAGCGAAAAAUGUUUCAUGUAGAAUCGACUUUUAAUAAGAUAGAACAAUGGUUGUAUUCCAGCAGGAUGUAGCGAGAAUUGUUUAACCGGUACUCUUACAAGGAGGGGAAAAGUGUAAUUGGUUAAUAAUGGUAAAUGCAGAGCCACUGCUAUAUAUUUCGCGUACACCACAUCCUCUCUCACUGUCAAAUUGGCUUCUGGCCUGGCGUUAAAGUAAGACACGUCUGACACAAUUUGCACGCGCGUAGGUCGUUAUUCGCCGUCAAUUGAGUUUCAUUCAAUUGUACUUGCAUGCGCGUUGUUCCUACUAGCAGUUUACGGUCAAGGUCAUGCAGUGUAAGGAAAUAAAGGGACCGUAAAUAUUGUGAACAAGAGAAUAGGUGUUCGCCAAGAUGGACGCGUUUACGAUCGCUCUGAUCCUCGUAGGAGCGGUUCUCCUCGUCUAUAACUUUAUAUGGAGACGAAUGAACUAUUUCAAGGAAAUGGGAAUCCCCCACGACUGGCCGCUUCCGAUACUGGGCCACAUGGCGCCGAUUACGUUUCAACGCGUACACAUUGCCGAUCACCUCAAGAACGUAUGUGAGCGUUUCUCGGACUGCAAAUAUUUCGGAUUCUACAACUUUAUAAUGCCAGUGAUAAUCGUCACCGAUCUCGAUCUGAUCACGUCGAUCGCCGUUAAAAACUUCGAGAACUUCACCGAUCGUUCCACGAGCGUCGACGGCGAUUUGGACCCUCUGAUGGGGAAUAAUCUAUCCGCCCUUCGUGGCGAUCGUUGGCGGGACAUGAGGAAGCUUCUCAGCCCGUCGUUCACCUCCGCCAAGUUGAAGGCCAUGUUCAAUCUGGUGAUCGACUGCGCCGACAGGUUUUCCGAACACAUCGCCGAGGAAUCGAUAAAUGGCAAGGUGUACGAUAUGAAGGACAUCUUCAGUCGAUACACGAACGACGUGAUCGCGACGACCAGCUUCGGGAUCACCGUCGACUCGAUGAAGAACCCGGACAACGAGUUUUACAAGUUCGGCAAGCGAACUUCCAGCUUUUCGUUCUCUCAGACGAUAAAGAUGUUGGCGGGGAAUAACUUCCCGAGACUAAUGAAAUUAUUACGACUGUCGAUAUUCGGGGAAGAAACUCAACGUUACUUCAAGAACAUCGUCACUCAGACUGUGAACUUGAGGAAAGAGAAGGGUAUCAACCGGCCGGACAUGAUCCAACUGAUGAUGGAGUCGAGUAGUACGUUCGGAAGGGAGCUGACCAUCGAAGAAAUGACGUGCCAGGCAUUCGUCUUCUUCCUGGCUGGUUACGAAGCUGCCUCGAAUUUGUUAUGCUUUACCGCUCAGGAAAUUGCCGUGAACCCAGACGUGCAGCUUAGGUUGCAAGCAGAGAUCGACGACGUCAUGCGUAACACAGGCGGGAAACCCACCUACGACGCUAUCAAAGGCAUGUCUUAUUUGGACGCGGUGAUCAACGAGGCGAACAGAAGGUACCCACUCGGGUUGAUGUUGGAUCGUUUGUGCUUGAAAGAGUUCGAGAUCCCGCCAGCGACGCCUGAUUCGAAACCUAUCACGAUUAAACCCGGUGUUCCCGUGUGGAUCCCGAUAAUGGCGAUUCACCACGAUCCAAAGUACUACCACGAGCCCCUGAGAUUCGAUCCCGAUCGGUUUCUGAACGGUUUACCUCCCCCGAAUGUUUACAUGCCGUUCGGUUUGGGCCCGAGAAGCUGCAUCGCGAAUAGAUUCGCCCUGAUGGAGACGAAGGUGGCAUUGUUUUACGUUUUGUUGCGCUGUAACCUCGAGCCCUGCGCCAAAACCACGCACCCUAUAAUAUAUCAGAAAAAAUCCUUCGCGAUGAUACCAGAGGGUGGGUUCUGGUUGAACGUUAAAACGAGAGACAGCGCUGCUCGCAGGCAGGCAUAAAAUGGCGUUGGUAAAAUUUCGGAUGGAACUGCUUCCGUUAAGUAAAGAGGAAUGUUAAUGAUGUGGUUCGGAAGAUGGAAUAUUGAUUUCAUAGGUUGUUUCCGGGGCUUGAAUAAAAAUUGAUUUAUGUAUCGACGAUCGUCGUUUGAUUAAAAUUUGAAUGCAUUUAAAAAUUUCGUUACAAAUUUUCCCCUUUUCGAUCGAUACCAUCGUACUCCAAAAUGUACAAAUAUUAUAUUGUAUAAUAGGUUGUGGAAUAUUUAUAACAGGUGAAAUAUACUUCUAGUUUUUUCUAUAAUUUAUUAUUAUCAUCCUCGAUGUCUUUAAAAAAUUUCGAAGCUGCAAUAAUUGAUCUCGAUCGGUUUUCCAAGAUUAAUAGCUCUGAUAUUGACUAAUCUAUCGCCACUUGGCGAUAGUUUUUUAAACGAGUCUAUAUCUGAGAAGCGUUCGCGUCAAAUCGGCGUUUCCUUAAAUAGGAUCACGUUUUUCUUAUCGUCGUGGUGCAAUAGCUGAUGUUGAUGCAAGUUCAAUGAUAUAUAACUUUACGUGUGUAAUUUUUGUUC
Messenger RNA from Colletes gigas, 3270 nucleotides. Its product is annotated as cytochrome P450 9e2-like. Bases 1190 to 2707 code for a protein of 505 amino acids. Gene Ontology annotation, molecular function: monooxygenase activity; heme binding; iron ion binding. The record is from RefSeq and is a predicted model, not a curated record. Lineage: Eukaryota; Metazoa; Arthropoda; Insecta; Hymenoptera; Colletidae. The transcript is spliced from 4 exons.